AUGCCUCGUCAGCCUCAAGACUCGAGCAAAGGACGCCGCAGUCCAGUCACCGAUUCACCCCUCCCCGAAUCAGACCAAUACCAGAAGCCGUCACGCAAACGCAUAAGAGAGGCCGACCUUCCCUCGAGUAGAGCUCCCAAACGUCAGCGCAGUCCCCUCACCAGCUCCACUCGUCGCGACGACCCCGAUCCGCCAUCCCCACCUCGUUCUCCCCCACGAAAGCGUCCCGGUGCUAGUAGCAGGAUCAGUGCAUCUGCCAGACAGGCCGCCGAGCAAAAGAGACUACAACGCGAAGAGGAGGAGCGCAAGCAGGUACAACAGAACAGAGCUACUGCUCCUACCGACAUCGUCAGCGCUCAUUACAAUGCUGUCCCCGAAAGAGGCAGAGACUGGAGACGAUCAGAGUCCAAGAUCCAAGGCCUGCGCUCCCUCAACAACUGGAUCAAGUCUUGCAUGAUCCAAAAGUUCUCGCCCUCGGAAGAUAGAGACCACCAUCCUAUUGUCCUCGACAUGGGCUGUGGCAAAGGUGGUGACUUGCAAAAAUGGCAGUCAGCCCCUCAGACACCUCGUCUGUACGUCGGCGUCGAUCCAGCCGACGUUUCCAUCGACCAAGCAAGAGGCAGAUACAUCGAGAUGCAGCGACGAAGGAGGGGCCCUAGAAAUGCCAAACAGCUCGAGGCUCACUUCUUUGCUCAAGACGCUUUCGGUGUCAGUCUGGCCAACAUUCCCAUAGUACGCGAUGUUGGUUUCGAUCCGCACGCUGGUCCCGACACGAACGGUGCCAUUACUGCUCGCUUCUCACAAGGAGGCUUUGACGUCGUCUCGAUGAUGUUCUGUUUGCACUAUUCCUACGAGAGCGAGGAAAAGGCCAGAGGCAUGCUCAGGAAUGUGGCUGGUGCCUUGAAGAAGGGCGGUCGUUUCCUUGGUGUCAUGCCUAACUCGGAUAUUAUCCGCAGAAAGAUCGAGCAGCACAUGAAAGGUGGCGUGAAGCCCUCGGAGCCAACAAAAGAAGAUUCACCACCAGCUGGGCUGAAUUAUGACGACGACGACGCUUGGGAUCCUGAGAAACCAUCUGAAGGUGCAGCUGCUGCAGGUGACGACGAUUGGAACCCCGAGCAGAGUUUGGAUCCGCAUGCCCAAAAUGACGAAGAUGACUGGGAUCCGGAAAAGCCUCUCGAGCCACCGCAGGUUUCCAAUGGUGCUGGCAACGACGAUGAUUGGGAUCCAGAAAAGAGCCUGCAGCCCACAGCGAAUGGAGCUGCCGACAAUGACGACUGGAACCCUGAAGCUCCCAUCGACAAUGCCGUUGCUGGCGAAGAGAAGCCGAGGCCCAUUAUAAAAGCGCCAGCAUUGCCAAAAGAACCCCUGGAAUGGGGCAACUCAAUCUACAAGGUCAAGUUCCCAGAAUCGCAACCUCUACCGUUCGACGGUGUCUUCAGACCUCCUUUUGGUUGGAAGUAUUUCUACUAUCUCGAGGAAGCUGUCGAUGUGCCCGAAUUUGUGGUACCAUGGGAAGGAUUCCGUGCUCUUGCUGAGGAGUACGGUCUGGAGUUGAUGUACCGCAAGCCCUUCCCAGAAGUUUGGGAAGAUGAAAAGGACGACUACGAACUUGGACCGCUAAGCGAACGUAUGCGAGUCAAGGAUAGAGAAGGCAGGUUUUUGGGCACAAAGGAGGAAAUGGAGGCGGCAGGCUUCUACCACGCCUUCUGCUUCUACAAGAUCUAG
Messenger RNA from Aureobasidium vineae, 1725 nucleotides. The record is from the annotation of a GenBank genome assembly. Lineage: Eukaryota; Fungi; Ascomycota; Dothideomycetes; Dothideales; Saccotheciaceae.